AUGAUUCACCGGCAUCUGCCUAAACGCGUGUUGCGUCAGUUCAGUUUUCAGCAGAUCAUACCACGUUCGCCUGAGAGCCUUCCGAUGUCAGAGAUUCAUACGAUUGAUCAAAAUUGGUUGAGGUAUGUAGAGCAUGCCGUUACUGGUGCUGUUGAAGCUGAGGACCCCUCUGCGUGUGUUGACGGAUACCUGGCGUGGUUUAGACGAGUGUCCCACCCGUACAUCACUCCAGCUAACGACGAUGAUCGACCCAGUCUUGCACUGCGCAUGAGGCGACACCUUCCGGAUGACAUCCCGGUGCCCCCAGUUCGUCGUAGACGAUCGCUUGAAUCUGGAUUGUUGGGCAUGUUAAGCUGUCAACACGUCACACAGAACGCUGUAGUCUAUGAGCAAACUAAUCAGACAUUACAGGUUACUCGUAGAUCUGUUGAGGAGUACGAGGCUGCUACUACUAGUAGAGGUGCUUGUCAUGUGCGCAGACGAGCAUCAUUUUCUUGA
Vigna radiata var. radiata (mung bean) is the source of this 498-nucleotide messenger RNA. RefSeq lists its product as uncharacterized. The record is from RefSeq and is a predicted model, not a curated record. NCBI's taxonomy places the organism in Eukaryota, Viridiplantae, Streptophyta, Magnoliopsida, Fabales, Fabaceae. Bases 1 to 498 code for a protein of 165 amino acids. The transcript has 2 exons.